CUCGCCGGUGUCAACAACUCAGUUCCCGCGCAUAAUCUGAACAGAUUCCAAUCGAAUCAGUAGUAAUUCGACGCCAGAGGCCCUAUUUAGUCCGCUCAGAGGUUUGGGUGUGUCUAGUCAGGCUUGCGCGCUACAGUCGAACAAAUAAUCGGCCCCGACGCCGCCGUCGUUGUUCAAGAUCAAGUUCGUGCGUAGGGCGUGUAAAAGAAAUGGGCCAGCGCGGUGUGUGACUUAUCAAGAGUCGAACAAACGAUCGAGAAGAAAUUAAUUGCUGCUGGCUUAGCCGUGCGCGGUGUGGGGCACUCCACCCGCACUGGGGAUAAUAAUCAGACGGUGUGGAAGCUGGCUUUGCUGUUUGCCGGUGCAAGAGAUAGCAGUGAUCGAUGGAAUUAUGAGAAAUAUGCGCAAAUUAUAAGUUAUUGUUGAUUAAUUAGGAGUGUAUUACCUUCGGAAUGGGAUUAAUAACAGCCUGGUUGCUGACCAUAGUAGCAGCUAUUAUACCCAUAGCAAAUAGUGAUUCAAACACUCGCGAUGUUGGGUCCUACAACUACAAUUCCAACGGAAACUUCCAAACUCACCAACAGUAUUACAAUUUUUAUGACCAAAACACCAAAGAAAAUAAUAUCGAAUACGAAUCGUGGAACCUUGCACCAUCGAACCACACCUAUUCCUAUCGUGAAGAGGACGAAUUUGGUCCAUCGAAUUGGGGCGCUCUCAGCGGCAGCUGUGACGGUUUGUUCCAAAGUCCAGUGAACUUGGCAGUGAGCAGAUCUUUGUUUGUUCGAAAAAAGCGCCCAUUGGAACUCGUAGGUCUGUAUAGUCGCCCUGCCCGGAUAACGGUUCUGAAUGAGAAUGGUUCGGCUGUCUACUUUCUCGAGUACCGCAGUGAAGAUCAUCCGCGACUUCGUGGAGGGCCGCUGAGGGUUGACUAUGUGUUCUUUCAGUUCCACUACCAUCUAGGAUCGGAACAUUCGCUGGAGGGGAAAAGAUCGGCGGCGGAACUACACCUGGUGUUCUACAACAGUUUAUAUGAAUCAUUUGAUGCGGCUCGAAACCAGGUGGAUGGUGUAGCAGUGAUAGCACUGUUGUACGAUGUUUUGAAGACGGGUCGAAUCGAAGCAAUGAACAAAUGGACUCGUUACCUAGGUAAAGUGGUCGAAGAAGGUCAUGAUUACAGUGUUCCAGUUUAUGGUUUGUUCUCUCUGGGUGAUGUAAUGCGGACUUCCGCAUGGCCUUACUUCUCCUACGAGGGAAGUUUGACAACACCUCCCUGUUCGGAAACGGUCCAGUGGAUUGUGGCCACCGAGCGGCUUGUGUUGACGAUGAGCGAACUUAAGAAAAUGCGGCAGCUGAAAGGUAGAGGUAGUGAGUGGGUGCUUAAUUCUAGACCUAGUCAGGCACUCAACUAUAGAAGGGUGUUCUUGUACUAGCAUUGAUUGUGGUGAAUGCGAGAAGCAGUUUCCAAAGAAGUUACCAGAUAGAUGAGCAGGGCUUAUGUAUCCAUUAUUACUAGCCGUGUCCGAAUUCGUGCCAUUGAGUAUUAAUGAACGGUAAUAUGUCUAAUUAGACAACGUAAUUUUGAAUAAAUCGUAUUAGAAUAGAUAUGUUAUUUGAAUAAAACUAGCGUUCUAUCGUAUAUCCGGCUGCGAAAAUUUGUGCUAAAUGAUUUUCUGU
Messenger RNA from Topomyia yanbarensis, 1674 nucleotides. Its product is annotated as carbonic anhydrase 13-like. Gene Ontology annotation, cellular component: cytoplasm. Gene Ontology annotation, molecular function: zinc ion binding; carbonate dehydratase activity. The coding region runs from base 453 to 1430 and encodes 325 amino acids. The transcript is spliced from 2 exons. The record is from RefSeq and is a predicted model, not a curated record. NCBI's taxonomy places the organism in Eukaryota, Metazoa, Arthropoda, Insecta, Diptera, Culicidae.